AUGAUAAAUUUCAGUGUAUUCAGAAAAAGUGUACAUUUCUUUUCGGUUUCAUGUCGUGUCAGCAGUUUCAAAAUCUCAAGGUCAUACUUUUCAAGAAUGACCCACCAAGAAUCGUUGAAGCCAGUCGUUACGUCGGAUAUUUGUUCUCCAGAUUUUGAUUCAGUUGUGCUUGUGGCUGAGGACUUGUCAGAUGCAUCUACUUUCAUACCGCUGUCUAAGACCUUGCAGGAAGCUGCAGAAGUUAACAAGAAAUUCAGUACAGAUGUUCAUACUUUAACUUGUAGUUCUUUGCCAUCAAAACGUUUGGUUGUAUCUUUCACCGGUCCACUGGAUAGGGAUAUCGAUGAUGCACGUAGAAUAACCGAGGCAUCGACAAAGGGUAUAUCUCAUGCUAUCAAAAUUGGUUCCACAAAACCACUUCUUUUGUUGGCUCCGUUAAAAUCUGCUCAGAAGUUAACACAUACUUGGCUUCAACCACCUGUCUCCUGUUUAGCAUCAUUGUUGGGUGCAUUCCAUGCUUUAUAUGUGCCGCUUGAAGUUCGUGAGAUUACUCCAAAAGAAAGUCAUACAUCAGCAAAACCUCUUCAAUCACAAAAAGCUGAACUCCUUGGAUGGUAUGCUGGCACACAUUAUGUAGUGGAUCAUAAGAAAAUUGCUUCAUUGGCUUGGUGUUUAGAAGAGGGUUUACGAGUUGCACGUGAUAUUGGCGGAUCUGAUCCAGAACGUAUGAGUUCAAAGAAUAUUGUGAAAUAUCUUGAAAAUGAGUUAACAUUACCUGUUAAAAUGACAGUUAGUCCAGUUGAUGAAAAAGCCUAUCCUAUGGCAGCUAUAGUUGAUCGUGGAAACAAUGACCGACAUCGAGGUCAAAUUGUACACUUAGAAUAUGAUGGAUCCAGUGGAUCGAAAUCGGAUGAUCAACAGUUGACCAACUUAUUUUUAGUUGGUAAAGGUGUCACAUAUGACACGGGUGGUUCAGAUCUUAAAGUUGGCGGAAUUAUGGCUACAAUGCAUAGAGAUAAAUGUGGUGCUGCUUCUGUGGCUGGAUUUUUCAAAGUUUUAAAUCUUCUGAAACCUAACAACCUGAAGGUACAUGGAACUUUGGGUUUGGUGCGCAAUAGUAUUGGUGAGAAUGCAUAUGUUAGCGACGAAAUAGUUACUUCACGUGCUGGUGUUCGAGUUCGUGUGAAUAAUACUGACGCUGAAGGUAGAAUGGUUAUGACUGAUUUAUUGUGUGAAGCGAAAGAGAGGGCAUUAAAUGUUCCGAAUGCACGAUUACUAACAAUUGCUACACUGACUGGUCAUGUUGGGUUAUGCUAUGGACCGGGUUACACGGGUAUUGUUUGUAACGGUCCAGCCAGAGAGCUUGAAGAGGACUACAACUAUCAAUUCGCUGGUUCAUUAUUAGGCGAAAUGCAUGAGGUAUCAACUCUUCGACGUGAAGAUUUCGAUGUACAUAAAUCUGAAGAAGAGUAUUCUGAUUUAAGAAAUUCUGCACGUUUAAAUGCUGGAAAACGUUCUAGAGGACAUCAAUCUCCAGUAGCAUUUAUGAUUGUUGCUUCAGGUUUGGAUUCACAUACAAAGAAUAGUACAAAGCCUUUGGCGUAUACACACUUAGAUAUUGCUUCAAGUCAUGGACCGUGUCCUGGAAUUCCAACCGGUGUGCCUAUACUAACAUUGGCAUCACGUUAUCUUAUUUCAGAACAAGUUAACUGGCCAACCAGGAGAAAAUGA
This is a messenger RNA of Trichobilharzia regenti, 1731 nucleotides long. The record is from the annotation of a GenBank genome assembly. Lineage: Eukaryota; Metazoa; Platyhelminthes; Trematoda; Strigeidida; Schistosomatidae.